This is a messenger RNA of Cuculus canorus (common cuckoo), 3678 nucleotides long. RefSeq names its product butyrophilin subfamily 1 member A1. The coding region runs from base 706 to 2574 and encodes 622 amino acids. The record is from RefSeq and is a predicted model, not a curated record. Lineage: Eukaryota; Metazoa; Chordata; Aves; Cuculiformes; Cuculidae. The transcript has 11 exons. Gene Ontology annotation, molecular function: protein binding.
CAGCCAUGGGUUCAAGGUCGGUUAUUGUCCUGGGGGGUCCCAGGGGUCUCAGUCCUCUUUGCAGAGCACCAGCAUUGUCCUCUCAGUGGGUUUGGGGGGGGCAAACACACAUGGGGGGGUUCAGGGGUGACCAUUGGCUCCCCUCUAUCUCGUCUGAUAACACAGACCCCCCUCAUGUCCCCCCCGUGGGACCCAGAUGCCCUCAUGUCCCCCACUAUGCGUCACAGCACUCCCCCUGGAGUCCUGGAUUUGACCAUUUUCCCUGGGUUUAACCAUUAAUUUUCCAGGAUUUAAUAAUUAAUUUCCUUGGAUUUAACCGUUAUUUCCCUGGAUUUGACCAUUUUAUCUGGGUUUGACCAUUAUUUUCCCUGGAUUUGUUUUUACCUGCUACUUUCAACCCCCAAACCGGUGGCUUUUACUCCAUUUUCCUUGGAUUUGUCCAUUAUUUCCCUGGAUUUAAUCAUUAUUUCCCUGGAUUUAACCAUUAUUUCCCUGGAUUUGACUAUUAUUGUACCUGGAUUUUGUUCUUACCCCAAACCAGCUACUUUCAACCCCCAAACCAGCUGCCUUUCCCCCAAAACAGCUGCUUUUACUCUAAUUUCCCUGGAUUUGACCAUUAUUUCCCUGCUUUUAACCCUUAUUUCCCUGGACUUGACCAUUUUUCACUCCCAUCCUUGCUUGGUUUGGAGAAGGAAGCUGGUCCUGAUGGUCCCAAGUGGAUUGACAAUGGUUUCCUCCUCGGUCAUUGCUAAGAGCAACCCAAGAUGCAACGAUUCCAGCCAAAUGCGGCAAAGAAAUUGUGGGGUUUCCUGGAAGGUCUUCCUUUUCCAAUUAAUUUGGGUCAUUUUCAUAGGAAAAAAGUCUCCAAACAGAUCCGGCGUGGAGCUGAGCUUCGUGGUGCCCAAGACCACCUUCCUAGGAGUGAAACUGUGUGAGAAGAUGUUGGUUUCCUCCUGCUCCCACCUCCCUCGCGUCAGCUCUGUCCUGGCUUGUGUCCUGAUUUUCUUCUUUGGCUUCCAUGUCCAUGAGCUGGACUGCGCCUUGUUCAAGGUCCUGGGACCUGAUCACCCCAUCACCACUGUGGUAGGAGAAGAUGUCAUCCUGCCCUGCCACCUCUCCCCAGGGCUGAACGCUGAGAAGAUGGAGGUGAGGUGGUUUCGGUCCCACUUCUCCAUCUAUGUCCACCUCUACCACAGUGGGCAGGACCACUACUCCUCCCAGAUGCCCGAAUACCAGGAGAGGACUGAGUUAUUGAAAGAGGGCAUCUCUGUCGGAAAUGUCUCCUUGAGGAUCCUCAGAACCAGGCUGAGCGAUGAGGGGCAGUACCAGUGUCUCGUCAGGGAUGGGAACUUCUAUGAAGAAGCCACGGUGGAACUGAAGGCAACAGUUUCAGGUUCCAGCCCCGUCCUCUCCGUGGAGGAUUACCAGGAUGGGGGUAUCCGGGUGGGAUGCCGAGCAGCUGGCUGGUACCCGAAGCCAGAGAUACUGUGGUUGGAUGCCCAGGGCCACCAACUCCCAUCCCUCACCAUCGCUGACUCCCAGGACCAGGAUGGUUUGUUUGAGGUCAAGAAGUCCAUCAUCAUCCAAAGGAACGCCAACCGGAACCUGUCCUGCUCCAUCCGGAACACGCAGCUCCCCCAGGAGAAGGACGCGACCAUCAACAUCUCAGCCGUCAUCUUCCCACGUGGGUCCCCGUGGAUGGUGGCCCUGUUCGCCACCUUGGCCGCCUGCGUGGCUUCGCUCGCUAGCUUCGCUCUUCUCGCCGUACGGCUACGAGCCCAACACGCCUCGGAACUUGAGAAACGUGAUGCUGAAAUCUGUGAACGCGAUAAGGAAAUCGAGAAACAUGCUGCUGAACUGCGAUGGAGGAACACCAUUGUCCCGGUGGAAGAAGUGCAUGUCACGCUGGAUGAGGACACCGCCCACCCCCAGCUCAUCCUCUCAGCUGGUGGGAAGAGGAUACGGCGUGGGGACACACGGCAAGCCAUGCCGGACAACCCUGAGCGAUACGACACCUACCACUGCGUCCUGGGCCAGGAGGUCUUCUUCUCAGGAAGACACUUCUGGGAGGUGGAUGUGGGGACAGAGGAAGGAGGGGUCUGGGCCAUGGGGGUGGCCAAGGAGUCCAUGAAGAGGAAGGGAUGGAUCAACCCCGCUCCUCAAGAUGGGAUCUUGGCUCUUUUCUUCUGUGGGGGCAAGUACUGGGCCCUGACCUCCCCAGACCACACAGCCCUGCACCUCACCCAGAACCCCCGGCUGAUCAGGAUCUACCUGGACUUUGAGGAGCAGAAGGUUGCCUUCUUCAAUGCUGACAACCAGGACCUGCUCUUCACCUUCCCGCUGGCCCCGUUGAGUGGGGAGAAGAUCCGGCCCUGGUUCCGCGUGGGGCCGAUCGCCCAGCUCUGCCUGAAGUCACCUCCUCAACCCCCACGUGUGCCCAGUGUGGAGGAGGCCCUGCUCGGCUCAUGCUACCCCUGCAGAGCCUCCCUGUGGGCCACCAGGCCCCACAAGCACCAGAUGGCAGGACAUGACCAGGACUGGGACAUCCAUGGUGCCACCCACAAGCAGCCAUGAUCAAUGCCCAAGGUUCUUCUGAAGAACAUGGUGCCACCACGGCAUGCCAAGGCUCUUCUGGAGAACAUGGUGCCACCACGGCAUGCCAAGGCUCUUCUGGAGAACAUGGCACCACCACGGCAUGCCAAGACUCUUCUAGGGCAGCCAUGACAGCAUCUCCACUGGAGUGGCACCGAUCUGGUCUGCAGGAAGGUGGAGUGGUGGCCAAGAUGCAUCUGUCUUCUCCAAAGGUGACACCUCCAAGCAGGCUCCCAGCUCCUGGAAGUCCUUAUGCUGCAGCCUUCAACUCCCGGCAGAGUCCAGACCACCAGGUUGUCCAAACCCACCUGAGAUAUGUGAAGGAAAACCCCUCCAUGCCAACACCAAGAUGGGUCUAGGAAGAAGGAGUGUUGCAUCUCCACCUUAUUUUCCACUUCAUGUCCAGUCCCUGGAGUCCCACCAAGCCUGGCCAGUGGAAGGCAGAGGGGGAUGGUCUCCAUUGGCUGUUCCUGCAGUAGGGGAUUCGUGGUGGUUGGUUCUUGAGGUCCAAGCCAUUCUCCUGUAUUUAUAAGAGGUGUUGUUUCCAUAAAACCUCUCCUCUUGACAUUCAUGGGGUGUUGGAAGGGGAGGAGGGUGCUGCCAAGGUCCAGCCAAGGGUCUGGAUCAUCCAGCAGGUCCACAGAGCCAGGAACCAAGGCUGCAGCUCAAGAAGAACCAUCACCACAGCUUCUCAAGGAGGGUGGAGCACCCUGGGCUGGGCUUGAAUGGAGCCAUCAGCCUAUCCUAGGUAAGGCUGCUCAGGGACAUUAACGCUAAUUAACACCUUCAUGGGGCUGAUGAUGUCACUGGUGGUGGAGCUGCAUCUCCUCACCCUUCUGCUGCUGACACUUCAGGUCUGUAGGCAUCUCCAAGGGGUUUGCAUCCCAUCGUUCUUGUGAUACCAAAAAUGUCAUCAAAUAAAAACUUAUUUUAAGACUCAUUUGGGAGGUUUAGAAAGCGAGCAUCCUUCAUCAAGCCCAAGAUGGUGAAUGGUCUGAUCGAUGGACGAUCUCCGUCAAUCACGUGCCACCAGACUAAGGCUAGGACAGAAGAGAUGUCCCUCUUAAGUUCAUAUGAAUAAAUAUU